AUGUCUCUCUCUCUCUCUCGUCUUGAAGUCAGAACUCGAUGUCUCUCUCUCUCUCUCGUCUUGAAGUCAGAACUCGAUGUCUCUCUCUCUCUCUCUCGUCUUGAAGUACCACACCGCUGCAAAAUGUCAGUCGCUGAUGACUGGGCAGCGGACAACAGCAGCGUAGGGAGUGCUAGAAGCAGUAGUAUAAGCAGCGGGAGCAGCACGGGUGGUGCCUAUAUGAUUGAAGCCAACCAUGACAAUGAAUGUCUCCUGUAUAUGGUCAACGUGAGUACUGGUCAGAACUACAGCAUGUCCAACUGUGAGGUUGGCUGGACAUACGAGCCAGUUGACAAUGAAUGGACAAUAUCAGCUGAGUGGGAUCUUGUGUGUGACCAUUCCUAUUUAAGCUCACUUGUUGUCACCAUCUACUUCUUGGGAGUGAUGGUAGGUGGACCCUUGUUUGGUUUUUUGGCUGACAAAUUUGGCCGCAAACCAGUCUUACUACUUUGCCUCUACACCCCUAUUAUCCUGGGGGCUAGUGCGGCCUACAUUCAACACUAUGAAAUCUUUGCAGUCUUUCGAUUCCUUACAGGAAGUUGCAUACAGGGUCUGCAAACAACGACUUUUGUGAUGACAAUGGAGCUGUUUCUGACCAAGAAGAGAGCCCGUGCAGGAACAUUUAUUGAAUUAAUGAUUGGGGUCGUCGUUAUGGCACUUGCAGGCCUCGCUUACCUUCUACGAAAUUGGCGACAUCUUCAAUUGGCCAUUAUGGUAUUCGUUCUCUCUUAUGUUCACCGUUCCUUCUCUCUCUCUCUCUCUCUCUCUCGCGUUCACUCUUCCUCCUCUCUCUCUCUCGCGUUCACUCUUCCUCCUCUCUCUCUCUCGCGUUCACUCUUCCUCCUCUCUCUCUCUGGCGUUCCUCUUUCUCUCUCUCUCUCUGGCGUUCACUCUCCUCUCUCUCUCUCUAAGUUCCUCUUCCCUCUCUCUCUCUCUAGCGUUCACUCUUCCUCCUCUCUCUCUCUGGCAUUCCUCUUCCUCUCUCUCUCUCUGGCGUUCCUCUUCCCUCCUCUCUCUGGCGUUCACUCUUCCUCCUCUCUCUCUGGCGUUCCUCUUCCUCCUCUCUCUCUCUGGCGUUCACUCUUCCUCCUCUCUCUCUCUGGCGUUCACUCUUCCUCCUCUCUCUCUCUGGCGUUCACUCUUCCUCCUCUCUCUCUCUGGCGUUCACUCUUCCUCCUCUCUCUCUCUCUGGCAUUCCUCUUCUCCUCUCUCUCUCUGGCGUUCCUCUUCCUCCUCUCUCUCUCUGGCGUUAACUCUUCCUCCUCUCUCUCUCUCGUUCCUCUUCCUCUCUCUCUGGCGUUCCUCUCUCUCUCUCUCUUCACUCUCUCUCUCUCUCAUUCACUCUCUCUCUAUUUCACUCUCGUUCACUCUCUCUCUCUUUUCGUUCACUCUUCCUUCUCCCUCUACGCGUUCCUCUUUCCUCUCUCUCUCUGCCAUUCCUCUUCCUCCUCUCUCUCUGGUUCUCUUCCUCCUCUCUCUCUCGUUCACUUCUUCCUCUCUCUCUCUCUCUCUACGUUCCUCUUCCUCCCUCUCUCUCUAAAAUUCACUCUUCCUCCUCCUCUCUCUCUCGUUCCUCUUCCUCCUCCCUCUCUCUCAUUCCUCUUCCUCCUCUCUCUCUCGCGUUCUCUUCCCCUCCUCUCUCUCUCGGCGUUCACUCUUCCUCCUCCUCUCUCUCUCUCCGUUCCUCUUCCUCCCUCUCUCUCUCUAGCGUUCCUCUUCCUCCCUCUCUCUCUCGCGUUCCUCUUCCUCCUCUCUCUCGCUCGUUCUCUUCCUCCUCUCUCUCUCUCGCGUUCUCUCUUCCUCCUCUCUUGCAUGCAUUUUGACUUCUUUCUGUUUUCUCUUUCACUCUCUCUGAUUAUGAAUGAUAUUCUUUUUAUCUCUCUCACUUUUCUCUGUCCCUCAUCCUUUUCUCACCCUCUCACUACUCUUUCACAUUUCUCCUCCUUCUCACUCAUUCUUAUUAUGAGUGGUAUUCUCUUUAUCUCUCUCAUCCAUUUCUCUCUCUCUCUCUCUCUUACUUUGACAUCAUCCUUUUUACUUCCUCUCAUUCUCAUUUUUUAUCCUCUCACUUUUCUUCCCCCUCUUAUAGUGAAAAGCAUUCUCUUUAUCCUUCUCCUCCAUUUCUCUUUCUCACUCUUUUUAUUUCCUCACACUUCUCUUUCUCUCUCGCUUAUUGUGAGUGUCAUUCCACUCACUUUUCUUUUUCUCUCUUACCAUCUCUUUCCCUCCUCUCAUUUAACCUCACUCUUUCAACCUUCUCUCUCACUCUUGCAUUCUCACUCCCUCUCUUAA
Messenger RNA from Acanthosepion pharaonis, 2331 nucleotides. Lineage: Eukaryota; Metazoa; Mollusca; Cephalopoda; Sepiida; Sepiidae. The record is from the annotation of a GenBank genome assembly.